CGCCGCGCCUCAGAAGGACCCGGCACGGCUCGCAGCGCUCCGCGCCUUCGCAGCUGCUGCGGACCCGACGGCGUCCGCCCCCUGGCCGGUCCCGCGGGCCGCCGCGGUGAGAAGGCCUCGGGCCGCCGUGCUGCGUCCUCGAGCGGCUGGGCGGCGUGGCUGCCUGGGGACAGAUGCUGUAGGGCCUCUGGGCCUCGGGCCUCUGGAGACUCAGCCUUGGUGGCCAGGAGCUCCCAACACACUUGUACGUGCUUGCAGCUUCAGGAAGCUGCUCCCUAGCCUGUGUCCAUCCUGCUUGGCAGCCUAGCCAUCAUGGAAGCCCCAGAAGUCCCUGUGGGUUCCCUGAUUGACUUUGGGACUGAACCACCUACCUCCUCUCCCAUGGAAGCAGCACCUUCAACACUCCAGGACCCAGAUGGUUCCCUGGGUGAUGGGGCAUCUGAGAGUGAGACCACUGAGUCUGCAGACAGUGAGAAUGACAUGGGCGAGUCGCCUUCACACCCAUCCUGGGACCAAGACCGCCACUCUUCCUCCAAUGAGUCCUUCUCCUCCAAUCAGAGUGCUGAUUCAGCCCCAGAUGAGGAGACCCUAGCACUUCGAGAGUUCAUGCGCAACUAUGUAGAGAAGAUCUUCUCUGGAGGGGAGGACUUGGACCAGGAAGAGAAAGCCAAGUUUGGAGAGUACUGCAGUGGCGAAGAUGGGAAAGGCCGUGAGUGGUUUGCACGGUUUGUGAGUGCACAGCGCUGCAAGUCCAAGUGUGUAUCCGAGCCGACUUUCUACCGCCUGGUGCAGUCCUUCGCAGUGGUGCUGUUUGAGUGCCACCAGAUGGACGACUUUGGGCCUGCCAAGAACCUCAUGACCAUGUGCUUCACCUACUACCACCUGGGCAAGCCACACUUGCUCCCUACAGAGCCCAGGGAGAAGCCAGCUGGCAGCAUUGACUCCUACCUGAAGUCAGCUAACAGCUGGCUAGCAGAGAAGAAGGAUAUUGCUGAGCGGCUGCUGAAGAACACGGAGAACAUGAAGGGCUUCUUUGGGGGGCUGGAGACCAAGCUGAAAGGACCACUGGUCAGGAAAAAUGAGGAAGAAGAGAACAAACCCAAGGACAAACAGCUGAAAACUGUGACUAUGAUCAGUCCCGAAGAUGAACAGAAGGGGGAGAAGGUCUACCUGUACACACACCUGAGGCAGCAGCCCAUCUGGCACACACUGAGGUUCUGGAAUGCGGCCUUUUUUGAUGCUGUCCACUGUGAGAGGCGGAAGCGAUCCCCCACCACCAGAGGGGAUGCUGGAGAGCAGGAGGAGAAGAGGGAGAAAUGGUGCCACAUGACCCAAGAAGAGCGGGAUGACAGCCUGCGGUUCAAUGAGAACAUCACCUUCGGGCAGCUGGGCACGUUCACUCACAACAUGCUGGCCUUUGGCCUGAACAAGAAGCUAUGCAGUGACUUCCUGAAGAAGCAGGCUGUGAUUGGCAACCUGGAUGAGGAGCAAUACAAGCUGCUAAGUGACCACAUCGAGCAAAUGGCCACAGAAUAGGAGACUAGCACAUGGCGUCCUCCCAGGAGCUGUCACCCCAGUGAUGACCCCGCAUGACACCAGCAGCCCCAGAGCUGCUCCUUGCUGCCCUAGAACUAGCAGUUAAAACUUGAGAAGCCCGUCUCCCCCUGCCUGUGUCUGCUCUCCCUUCUAUGUACAAAGUGUCCCUUGGCUUACACAGCUAAAAAUGAGGGACUGUCUACCACCCCACACAUACUUAUCCUUGAGCACCAGGCUUAUGAGACAGGGUGGAGGAAGAGGCCAUGAUCUAGGGUCCCCAGAGUUCCUGCUGAGAGCCAGGGACAUGUGGGCACAGAGGCAUAGGAGGGGGUCCACACAGCUACAAGGUAAGGACAGAACCGCUACUGUGGGUCACAGCCUGCCACUCCCUGCCACAGGACAUCCUGUGAGCGUAUGCUAUGCACAGGGACCAUGGAACCUUCCUGAAAGGUAUUGGCUACCUGCUGUCCUUCAUCUCCUCAUAAACAGGGACUGGAAUUCACAGGAACUGGAAGAGCACUCAAGGGUUUUGACUUUCUUAGGGGUGUGAGCAUUCUGCCAGCCACAACUAUGUCUCAGACUCGGGAGGCCUGUCAACAGAACCUGUGGCCUGUCCUUCAAUAGCAGAGAAAAUCCUUCAGCUCCCAGACAGGAGCAAUAUAUGCCAUGGAAAUGCAAGAAGCAUGGGGAAAAGGUUUCUUCAGCACCUCUGGGCUGACACUUUUGCUAAGAGCACUGGUUGGAGCUGGAGCACACAGAAUGACUCUGAUCGAAUGAGGAGGCUUUGGGGAAGUGAGGUUGCCUGGUAGCUCUAGCCCACAGCCCUCUCCUCCUCAAAGACCCACAGGAAUCUGCCUCCUCUGCACUCAUGUACCAGGCCAGGUCUGACCCUCAACAUCCAGCUGGCUCCAGAGCUGCUGUCCCCAUCCACCCCAGCGGCUUAGGUUCCUUCUGGGCCAGCCAUUCUGGUCACUGAGCUUGAACUAGGCCUGCAGGCUCUCCUGUCAUCCUACAUCGCCUCAUCCUUCUCUGUCCCUCACCCUUCGGUAACAUUUAGUCAAGGUCUGUCUGUGAGCACAGCGAUUCUCUCCUGACAGCUGUGUCCUCGGCUGGUGUGGGUAAGCCUUCCCUGUGGGAAGUGCCUGCCUAGGACGUCCAAGGAAGAGUAGGAUGGGUUGAAUUGUAGAAUGAGCAUUUCCUGGGUGUCAGGGGUGAUGGAGGCUGUACAUCCAUCACUGAGAAAUUCAAGCAAAUGCUGGCAGGCAGAUCAACUCCUGAUGGCAUACUAUGUGGUACUGGGGCAAGCUAGGGCAUCCACCCCAGUGUCAGGACCCCAUAGCUGUGCCUGUCUCCACUCCUGUGUUUUACAAAGGUGACAUAAAAUGAGAUCGCCCCUG
Psammomys obesus (fat sand rat) is the source of this 2933-nucleotide messenger RNA. RefSeq names its product KIAA0513 ortholog. The record is from RefSeq and is a predicted model, not a curated record. NCBI's taxonomy places the organism in Eukaryota, Metazoa, Chordata, Mammalia, Rodentia, Muridae. The transcript is spliced from 13 exons. Bases 313 to 1536 code for a protein of 407 amino acids.